Molecule: messenger RNA, 999 nt
Organism: Ambispora leptoticha
Lineage: Eukaryota; Fungi; Glomeromycota; Glomeromycetes; Archaeosporales; Ambisporaceae
Source: the annotation of a GenBank genome assembly
AUGUUCUUACUUAAGAAAACAUUAUUUGCAGGGUUGGCCUUUUUGGCCAUUAAUACAUUUCGCUUCGUAAAAGCUGAUGAGCAACCAUCUGACGUUAUUUCAUUGACAAAGGACACUUUUCACAGCAUUGUUGAUCCAGAAAACGUGAUUCUUGUGGAGUUUUUCGCUCCGUGGUGUGGUCAUUGUAAAGCGUUGGCCAAAGUUGAUUGUACUGCUGAGAGUGAACUAUGUCAAGAACAUGAAAUUAGAGGUUAUCCAACGUUAAAAGUUUUCCGUGAUGGUAAUGCAACGGAUUAUACAGGCGGUCGAAAAGAAGACUCGAUUAUUAGUUAUAUGAAAAAACAAACGUUACCCGCAAUAUCAGAUGUCACCGUAGAGAAUCUGGAUACGUUCAAAGAUUCCGAAAACGUGGUUAUUGUUGGGUUCUUCACCGCAGACAGUCAAGAAGAGUACAACACAUUUGCAAAAGUUGCCGAAGCUAACCGUGAUAGCGACUUUGUAUUUGGUGCCACUGGACAAAAAGAAGCAGCUGACAAAGAAGACUUAAAACCACCCGUGAUAGUCCUCUAUAAAAACUUCGAUGAACGCAAUGCAACACUUUACCCACCUUUUGAUGAGGAAAAACUUUCAACAUUUAUCAAAACAAAUUCGAUUCCUCUUUUGGCUGAGAUUGGCCCAGAAAAUUACGCGGCGUAUGUUGAUUCGGGACUUCCUCUUGCCUUUUUAUUCUACGAAAACGACGAACAACGAACUACCCUUGGUAAAGAAAUCGAACCUAUCGCGUUGGAAACCAAAGGGAAAGUUAACUUUGUCUAUAUUGAUGCUGUUAAAUACGGAUCUCAUGCACAAAACAUUAAUCUUAAAGAAGUAUGGCCAGCAUUCGGUAUUCAGAAACCUGAAGAAGGAUUAAAAUAUCCGUAUGAUCAGUCCAAAGAAAUAACAACAGAAAAUAUCAGAGCAUUUAUUGAGAAAUUCUUGAAGGAUGAGAUUCCACCUAGU